Apiotrichum porosum is the source of this 498-nucleotide messenger RNA. RefSeq lists its product as uncharacterized. Lineage: Eukaryota; Fungi; Basidiomycota; Tremellomycetes; Trichosporonales; Trichosporonaceae. The transcript is spliced from 5 exons. The coding region runs from base 1 to 498 and encodes 165 amino acids. The record is from RefSeq and is a predicted model, not a curated record. Gene Ontology annotation, molecular function: zinc ion binding.
AUGGUUAAACUCCUCGUCAAGAUUGGUAUGGAGCUCGAGAACGUCGCUAGCGUCGUUCCCGAGGAGCCCUACGAGUACUUCUUCAACGUCAUGUGCACGUCGUGUCGUGAGGAGCACCCCAAGGUCGUCUCGUUUAACCAGACUGAGGAGCACGAGCUGUCCGGCUCGCGCGGCAGCGCGCACUUUGUCUGGCGCUGCGGCAACUGCAAGCGCGAGCAAUCGUGCUCGUUCGCCUCGCCCUCCGCCUCGUCCAAGUCGACCGCCGCCCUGCCCUACGCCGCUGAGAACGCGCAGCUUGCGCCGCUCAUCGCGCUCGACUGCCGCGGCCUCGAGGUCACAAAGUUCCACUUCCGCGGCCGCUGGAUCGUCGAGACUGCCGAGGGAACCAAGUUCGAGGCCGACCUCGAGGAGGGCGAGGAGAGGUGGGACGACUAUGACGAGAAGACUGAGGAGCCUGUCAGCAUCAGCGAGUUUGUGAGCGCCGUGUCCCGCGUCUAA